Musa acuminata subsp. malaccensis (wild Malaysian banana) is the source of this 1906-nucleotide messenger RNA. Its product is annotated as heterogeneous nuclear ribonucleoprotein 1. NCBI's taxonomy places the organism in Eukaryota, Viridiplantae, Streptophyta, Magnoliopsida, Zingiberales, Musaceae. Gene Ontology annotation, molecular function: RNA binding. The record is from RefSeq and is a predicted model, not a curated record.
CACCCCUUGCUUCCAAGGUCGGCGGCGUCGCCUGUCUCACUUCUGUUCCCCCGUCUGCUGCCGCUCCUGCACUAUCCCACAAGACAGAGAGAGACAGAGAGAGAGAGAGAUGGAUUCGGACGAAGGGAAACUGUUCAUCGGUGGUAUAUCGUGGGAGACCACCGAGGAAAAGCUCAAGGAUCACUUCGGAGACUACGGGGAGGUCCUCGACGCCAUCAUCAUGAGGGACAAGGCCACCGGUCGGCCUAGGGGCUUCGGCUUCGUCGUCUUCGCCGAUCCGUCCGUCCUCGAUCGCGUCCUCCAGGACAAGCACUCCAUCGAUGGCCGCACCGUGGAAGCUAAAAGGGCCCUUUCAAGAGAAGAGCAGCAAACAUCUGCUAGAUCAGGAAACCCUGUUGUUGGGAGGUCAGUUGGAACAACUGCUGGUGCAAACAUAAGGACCAAGAAGAUAUUCGUUGGAGGGUUGCCUCCGACUCUAACUGAGGACGGAUUUCGUGAGUACUUCGAGUCCUAUGGUCCUGUGACAGAUGCAGUUGUGAUGUAUGAUCAAAACACACAUCGUCCUCGUGGCUUUGGGUUCAUCUCUUUUGAUUCAGAGGAUACUGUUGAUAAAGUUCUUCAGAAGUCCUUUCAUGAUCUGGAUGGCAAGCUUGUGGAAGUCAAACGUGCCCUUCCUAAAGAUGCAAAUCCAAACACUGGCAGUGGUCGGUCAAUGGGAAGUGGGCCCUAUCAACCCUAUGGUGGUUCAAGUGGUAACACUAGUUCUUAUGAUGGUACGCCGGAUGCUAAUAGGUAUGCACAACCUCAAGCAGCAGGUGGUGGGUAUCCAACUUACGGUUCCUCUGGCUAUGGCACUCCUGGUUAUGGGUAUGGAGCAGCUAACAAUGGUGUUGGUUAUGCGGGUUAUGGUGUUGGGGGCUAUGGAAAUGCUACUGUUGGGUAUAGUGGACCUACUGGGGCCUAUCCAAAUCCGAAUGUUCCAGCUGCUGGCUAUGUAGGUGGCAACCCAGGUGCUCAGAGGAACCUUUGGAGUAAUCAAGCUCCAACUGGUUAUGGUUCUGCAGGCUAUGGGGGAGGCACAACUUAUGGUCCAGCCUCUUCAUGGAAUGCUUCAGCAUCAAGUGUUGGAUCUGGUGCAGCACCAACUGGUCAAGGUGUAACACCUGGAUACGUGAGUCAGGGUUAUGGUUAUGGUACAUAUGGAGGGUCAGAAGGGCCUUAUGGUAAUCAAGGUGGCUAUGGGUCUUCUGGUGGACGCCCAGUUUCUAAUCCUUCAGGCAAUUCAGGUGAACAAGGAGUAGGUUCUGCUUACAUGGCUGGUGGUUAUGGGGAUGCUAAUGCAGGCGCAGGUUAUCCAAAUUCUUGGAGGUCUGACCCUUCACCCUAUGGAGUUACUCAGGCAAAUGGGCCCCCUGGCGGCCCAGUAAGUUAUGGAGGUGGUUAUGGAGGUUCUCAGGGCAGGCAAGCCCAGCAGCAGUAACUGCAGAACGAUUUCAGUUCCAACUAGGGGUAUUCAAGAACGAGGAAUGCCUUCUUUCUUUUGCAGCUAAUGCCCCUCUCUUAUGUUUCAUGGGCCAUUGUGUCCAGCUUUUGGCAAAGGGAAGAAAAAGAUCUAUCCCGGGUUGGACUGCUUGGUCUCAGUAGUUAAACUGCAAUUCUCUUCCUAGUAUAAAAUAAGUAGUAGUUUUGAGGAGUAGUGGGUACCUCAUAUUAUUGUUCUAGAAGCUUCCAGUUCUCAAGUUUGGUGUGAUUUGAUGUGUUAUUCCGCAGCUAUAUUUCUAGAACUUUUAUACCCUAGCUUUGCCUCUAGUUACAAGCUAGAGUAGCUUAUAGGCCUUUAUUAUGUUGUGUUUGGAUAAUGUAGUUAACUAUAAUAUCUGUGAUAUUGGCUUUAGUAUUCUAUUUA